Molecule: messenger RNA, 2154 nt
Organism: Folsomia candida
Lineage: Eukaryota; Metazoa; Arthropoda; Collembola; Entomobryomorpha; Isotomidae
Product: U3 small nucleolar ribonucleoprotein protein MPP10
Exons: 6
Coding region: 204-2114 (636 amino acids)
Biological process (GO): rRNA processing
Cellular component (GO): small-subunit processome; sno(s)RNA-containing ribonucleoprotein complex; Mpp10 complex
Source: RefSeq, a predicted model, not a curated record
ACCAGAAAUCCAUCCAUCCAUCCAUCAUUCAGCUAAAAUAAAUAAAGUGCUCUCCUCUUUAAAAUUUCUUUAAAUAAUUUCAAGUAAAAAGUAAAUUUUCAACACAGCAUUAUCUAUUUUUACCUAGUUCUGCCUUUGCUGUGACGGUGAUAUAGUGAUAUUCCGAUAAUCGCACCAGAAUCGAAGGCGAUAGGAACAUUAUUAUGGAGAAACACGUGGCGAUAAGGUUAACAAAGAUUGAAAGUUCAACAGAGAAAUUGAAACCUGAAGACUUUCUAAUUGCUUCAAAUAAAAUAUCUGCGAAUAGUUUGCUCGUGCUGAAGGAACUUUAUGACCUGACCAAGUCUGCCGAAAACGAUGCAUCAUCAUCUAGCGCCCUCCAAAGAUACCUCCCCACCCUAAGAGCAAAGAAAUCGCCCAAGAAAAAGGGUACAAAAAAGAACGAGUUUUCUCGAACGGAAGUCCCUCUCUCAACACUAAUCACCGAUAACUUUGACCAAGAUCAAAUUUGGGAGGAGAUUCAAUUGCAAAAUGGGCUCAUUUAUGAAACCCUAGUCUCCUCAAUAUCCAAAGUUUUGGCACAUAAGUUUCGAGCUCAAAAGGCUCAGAAAGACGAUGAUGACGAUGACGAUGAAACCAUUUUAAGGGAUUUGGAAGAAGGAAGUGCUGAAAACGGCAACCUGGAAGAGGACGAAGAUGAUUUGUCCGACUUUUUUGAAAGUGAUAGCAAAUCUAGAAAGAAGAAAUCCAAACAACAGACCAAAUACUCAAAGUCAAUUGUGGAUGACAAGUUUUUUAAUUUGGCCCAGAUGACAGAAUUUGUCGAUAAAAUGGAUACUGAAGAGGGUCAGAGUGAGGAUGAUGAUGAUAACGAUAAGGUCGACUAUUUCAAGGGUGACGAAGAAAAUGAGGAAGAGGAGGAGGACUUGUACUACAAAGAUUUCUUUGAUCCACCGCUGGACGAAGAGGAGAGAGUAACACAAGAAUCAAGGAAUGAAGAUAGAACAAACCGUCCAGUUCAGUUUAACUUAGAGGAGGAUGAAAAUGCAACGGAUGAUGAGGAGAAUGGAAUGAAAGAAGAAUCCAACACCACUGAUGAUGAUGAUGAAGGACCUAAUAGCGUCAAAGAGGAAGAUGUAGUUGCUAGUUUAUCAACCUUUGAAAAGAAACGAAGAAGAAUUGAAGAAAAUAUCGAAGCAAUGGAAGAACAAGCACUGCAACCAAAGUCCUGGCAGCUCACGGGUGAAGUAACAGCACAAACUAGGCCAGAAAAUUCUCUAUUGGAAGAACAUCUUCUUUAUGAUCAUUUACUUCGACAAGCUCCGGAAAUCACAACAAAAACUACCCAAAAGUUGGAGGACAUAAUCAAGCAACGUGUCAAAGACCAAUCCUGGGACGAUGUGAUUAGAAAAAUUAAACCGAUCGAAAAUAUUUCCGAGUAUAAGAAACGUCUCGUCCUAGAUGCUGAGAAGAGUAAAAUUAGUUUAACAGAAAUUUAUGAAAAGGAAUAUAUCGAAAAACAAAAUGAUGGGGGGAUUGCCACCACAGAAGAAGAUAAAGAUCCAGAAGAACAUAAAACAAUUAAAAAAGAUCUGCAGACAUUAUUUGCAAAAUUAGAUGCACUGUCCCAUUUUAACUACACUCCGAAAGCGCCUGUGCCUGAAAUCAAAACCAUCACGAAUGCAACAGCAACAUCUAUGGAAGAAAUUACCCCGUCGACAUUUAGUGAAGCAAUGCUACUUGCUCCUCAAGAGAUUUUGGAACCAGCGAAGGGUGAAAUUAAAGGGAAAUCAGAACGUACGUCGACUGAUAAAAAGAGAGAAAGGCGACUGAAGAAAAAGAAGCAACAUUUGAAGAGACUAUCACAAGAGGAAAAAGCUAGAGCAAAGGGAUUGGGACUAAGGAACAUCAGAUUAGCUGAAUCUGUCGUUAAAAAAUCGAAAAGAGCAACGAAUGACGACAGCAAUCUUCUUAACAGUAAAGAACUCAAAUCGUCUAAAGCAUUUUUUGCUAAACUUCAGGAGCAAGUUUCCAGUCACAUUAGCAAAGUUGCAAAGAAAAAUAAAGCCUCGAUGGAUGCCAAAGUUAUAUCAGUCAAAAAGUAUAAACUCUGAAAAUAAAUCAAUGUUAUUAAUUAUUGUUAAGCCAAAAAAA